UUUUUCUUUUUACAAAUUAUGUAUAGGCAUUUCCAUUGUCCAUACUGAUGGAGUCUUGGAGCUAUGGUUCUGAAGGAAAAAGCCUUCUUUUUACUGAUGAAAUAGAUUUGGAUGCUUUUGCCAGAAGCAGAAAAGCAAUGCUGAGUUGGGACCUCAAGCCUUCUUCUUCUGAUAUUGAAGUUGUUGAGAGCAUGGAUUUCAUGGAUUUUGGUAUUGCCGACAUGAACAAGAAGCCCUUUUAUGGUAACACCAGUAUGGGGAUUUUUGGAGCUGAGUUUGGUAAUGAUUCCACUGCUAAGAGUCUAGUUUCCCCUUCUUGUAUGGUUUCCACCAGUUCAUAUUUUGGUGAAGAGGAAUCUGGUUCCAAGCAUUGUAGUUCUUUGAUUGACUCCAACAGUCAAGACUCUUCACUCAUUGAUUUGAAGCUAGGGAGAUUGGCUGAUUACAAUGAUGAACAUGCUGGGAAAUUCUCCAAGGAAACCUCUGUCGUUUCUCCGGCUUUUGUGCCGAAGAAAGCGCGGUCGACGAGCUCGAUUUCCCAUACUCCUUAUUGUCAAGUUCAUGGUUGCAACAAGGAUCUUAGCUCUUCAAAAGAUUACCACAAGAGGCAUAAAGUUUGUGAGGCUCACUCCAAGACAGCCGAAGUUAUUGUUAAUGGAAUUGAACAGAGGUUUUGCCAGCAGUGUAGCAGGUUUCAUUUACUGGCUGAAUUUGAUGAUGAUAAGCGCAGUUGUCGUAAACGCCUAGCAGGGCAUAAUGAGCGGAGAAGGAAGCUUCAUUUCAAUACCUUUUCUGGAAAAUCACAUAAGUUGAUGCAUUCGCAUCAAGAUGCCAAGUUUUUGGGGACGUCUAUAUCGAAAGGAACAACUUUCUUUAUCCCAAACGUAUUUCAAGUUGACUUUCUUCAUCCCGAAAGACACUCGUACACUAAUCAAUGCGAGAAGGUUAAAUUUGAAGAGAAACCAAUGUUUAAUUCCCGGUCGGCAAUACCGAUUGCAAAUGGGCAGUUGCAACCAUCAUCUUUCUUUCAUGUGCAUGACAGUGGGAGACAACAUGUUCCUGGAACAUUUUCAUUGGCAACCGAAGAUUUCGAUGCUCCUAGUGUAGCAUCAACAGUUGAAGAGUUCUCUGGGGUUUCACGCUCAGACUGUGCUCUCUCUCUUCUGUCAGCUCAAUCCCAGGAUUUGUCAAGCCAUGCGACAGGGAUUCAAAUGACAAGGCCCUUGAUUGAUCAAGCCAGCAAUGCCCAUCGGAGCUCCGAGAAAUCUGCUGCGAAUACCUUUUAUUCAUGUGGAAUGAACCCCAUGGGAGUAAGCCAUUCAAGCUCCGUUGCGGUCUCUGAUGCUGGUCAUACCGCUAAUUUCGACCGUCAAGUUCAAAACUCGAAUCUUUUGAGCACCAGCUAUUGCCUUUCUCCUGAAAACGAAACCACUGUCGAUUUGAUUCAACUUUCAACACAUCUCCAAAGAGUGGAGCAGCAACGGAACUCCUUGCAAAUAAAGCAGGAAAACGAGGACCUGUUUUAUUUCCUCACCACAUAAUUAGUACGAGAGGGAGGAAGGUUUACAGGAAGAGUUGCAAAAGGUACAUUUCACUAUAGGCUGUUAGACACUCCAAAACCAUUUUAGCACAUCCCAUUUCCAGUCGGUAUAGAACAACGCAAAUUCUGGACGUUGUAACUGUAAAUUGGUGCAAGUUCAGUAGUAUUUGUUCUUUCCUAUAGUUUCUCUGCAGAUUCUAUGUAGUUAAAGAUGGGUUAAUGUUCAUAUAUGAUACUAUUCGAGACAUUGUUAAUCAUCC
Molecule: messenger RNA, 1800 nt
Organism: Hibiscus syriacus
Lineage: Eukaryota; Viridiplantae; Streptophyta; Magnoliopsida; Malvales; Malvaceae
Product: squamosa promoter-binding-like protein 6
Exons: 4
Coding region: 48-1541 (497 amino acids)
Cellular component (GO): nucleus
Molecular function (GO): DNA binding
Source: RefSeq, a predicted model, not a curated record